Messenger RNA from Ceratotherium simum simum (southern white rhinoceros), 1949 nucleotides. The record is from RefSeq and is a predicted model, not a curated record. Lineage: Eukaryota; Metazoa; Chordata; Mammalia; Perissodactyla; Rhinocerotidae.
CCACUUGGGGCUUAGCCAAUCCGGCCCGACAAGGAAGACCUGCGUCAGGGCUUGCGCCUCUCGCUUCCAGCUCUGGGUGGCGCUGCGUGCGGUCAGCGAGUGUCCCGGGGUCCUCGCUCGCCCCCUCGUUCUCCGCGAAGCCCCUGGUGCACCGUCCCGAAGGCCAUGGGGCGGCAGUGGGGGCCCGCCAUGAGGGCAGCUGAGCAGGCGGGCUGCGUGGUGAGCGCCUCCCGGGCGGGGCAGCCGGAGGCGGACUCGUGGAGCUGCAGCGGGGUGAUCCUGAGCCGCAGUCCGGGCCUGGUGCUGUGCCACGGGGGCAUCUUCACGCCCUUCCUGCGGGCCGGCAGCGGGGCGCUGACUGCGGCCGGCGCCGCCUUCCUGCCCGGCGACAGUUGCGGCGACGACCUGCGCCUGCACGUGCAGUGGGGUCCAACGGCCGCGAGUCCCGCAGGCCGCGCGGAGCGGGGCCGCCCCGGCCCCGGCGCCGCUGCCCUGGCCGCCCUCCUGCCGCCCGAGAUGGGCGCCCCGUGGGGCAUGCCCCUCCGAGACCCGGGGCCCCCGUGGGCAGCUGCGGCUGCGAUGGUGGAGUGCGGCACUGUGUGGGGCUCCGGGGUGGCCGUGGGGCCCCGCCUCGUGGUGACCUGCCGGCAUGUGGCUCCUCGGAAGGCAGCCAGGGUUCUGGUGCGCUUCACCACCCCCAAGAGUGCCAUGAUCUGGGGACGUGUGGUGUUUGCUACCCAGGAGACAUCUCCGUAUGAUAUAGCAGUGGUGAGCCUGGAGGAAGACCUAGAUGGUGUCCCGAAGCCUGUGCCCGCUGAGCAUUUCCAUGAAGGCGAGGCUGUCAGUGUGGUGGGCUUCGGCGUCUUCGGCCAGGCUUGUGGGCCCUCAGUGACCACAGGCAUCCUGUCAGCUGUGGUACAGGUGGAUGACACACCGGUGAUGCUGCAGACCACGUGUGCUGUGCACGGCGGCUCCAGUGGGGGACCCCUCUUCUCCACCUGCUCAGGGGACCUCCUGGGCAUUGUCGCCAGCAACACCCGGGACAAUAACACAGGGGCCACCUACCCCCACCUGAACUUCAGCAUCCCCAUCACAGUGCUCCAACCAGCCCUGCAGAAGUACAGUCAGACAGGCGACCUGGGCGGCUUCCUCGAGCUGGACCGUGCGACUGAGCCGGUGAGGGUGGUGUGGCGGCUGCAACGGCCCCUGGCAGAGGCACCGAGGAGCAAGCUCUGAGGCUGUGUCACUCCUCUGGAGAGAAGAGCAACCCGUUUAUGCCAUGGGAAGUGCUGAGGCUGGCAGCCUCAGGAUCCUGACUCGGCACACCCCAGCUGGGCCACCUCCCCAUCACCCCACCGUGGUCAGCUCCGGAGUCGGGAUCAAACUUCUCUUCAGCCCCAUGGGUCUCCAGCUUGGCAGCCGGUUUUGGGGUGCUUUCUGGAGCCCCCACCUCUCUCUGCCCCCGGCACUAGGCUCAGCUGUGUUAUUUCCCCUCUGGGGAGCCCAGUACAAUUGCACAUCAGCCCUGGUGCUGACAGACAGAUGCUGGCUGGAAGGCAAGCCCAGCCCUGGUUUUGCAUCUGUUCACUGUCUCCUGACGGCCACAGGCCAUGUAGAGCCGCUGCUUCACUGAGGCCUUGGCUUCUCUUUGCUCUUAAGUCAGAAUUGGGCUGACAGAGCCCUGGGACUUCCUCAGGAAGCUUUGGCAGAGAGGCUCUGCUCUGAGGGCCAGAGACGAAAGGAAAUGAGCAUCUUCCUGUUCUGCUAGACCUACGGGGAGGUGGAAUCCCUGAAAGUCAGGACUCCUGGGUCUCUGUAUGUCAGGUGUUGCUGACCUACAGGGGCAUUCUGACAGUGCCUUAAUUUUCCAGCCCAUAAAAUGGGCCUCAGGAACCUUGGGAGGUAGACUGUGGUUGGGGUUUGGGAAUAAACAGGACCUAUAGGAGGAC